This is a messenger RNA of Macrosteles quadrilineatus (aster leafhopper), 5435 nucleotides long. RefSeq names its product N-terminal kinase-like protein (gene yata). The transcript is spliced from 16 exons. Gene Ontology annotation, molecular function: ATP binding; protein kinase activity. Bases 337 to 2652 code for a protein of 771 amino acids. Lineage: Eukaryota; Metazoa; Arthropoda; Insecta; Hemiptera; Cicadellidae. The record is from RefSeq and is a predicted model, not a curated record. Gene Ontology annotation, biological process: protein phosphorylation.
AACUGUCAAAAAUACGAAACGAUUGGACUUGCUAAAAAGUGUCAGCUGUCACUUGUCAGAUCCUCCAGAUGUUUGUUUGAGUCUGGUCCUCGGUGUCAUGUUGUGUCUGUGAAGUUGAAGUUAAGUGUAUCGCAUCGCAGUUAGUUAGUGGCAAUUAAUUUUGUUAUUUUAGCCUAUUUGAAGUUUUCAACAACACUACACCACGAUUUCGUUGAUUUCAUCACAACAAACCCUAAAUAGGCCUAGGAAUAGUUGUUGUGAAAAAUCAUUUUUACACAUUUUAGUGAAUUUACAAUGAAACUGGUAUUUUGAACUCUUCACAAGAGAGAUUAAGUUAUGUGGUCCUUUUUCUCAAGGGAUGUUUCUAAAGAUUUUCAAUAUGAAAUUUUAGACAAAUGUGUAAGUUUGAGUGAUGAUGUAAUUUGGACUUUGCAUAAGGCUAAAAAGAAGGGCUCUGGAGAGGAAGUUUCAGUCUUUGUAUUUGAUAUCAAGAGUAGCAAUGAAAUCCAGCUGGAGUUAGCAAGAUCUGCUGUAAAAAGACUGAAAACUCUGAGACAUCCUAGUGUUCUUACAUAUCUUGAUAGCAUAGAGUCAGACAAAGUGCUGUAUCUGGCAACUGAAUAUGUGGAGCCGCUGCAGCACCAUUUAAAUGCCCACGAUGACCAGCAGCGAGAGUUGUAUCUAGGAUGGGGGAUCUUUCAAAUCACGAGGGCCCUGAGUUUCCUGAACAACGAUGGGAAUCUCCGUCAUAACAAUGUUAACAUCUGGGCAGUAUUUGUCAACAAUGCGGGAGAGUGGAAGCUGGGUGGAUUUGAGUACUUAAGUUCUGACCUUGAACUCCCAGUGAAAGUUUUACCAAGUCUAGAGAAAUAUGAUCCUCCUGAAAAAACUGACUUAGGAAAACAAAAGCUUAUUACCAAGUGUUCAACUGAUAUGUGGGGGCUUGGUUGCCUAAUAUGGGAAAUUUACAAUGGACCACUGCCAAAAAAAACAUCUUUGAAAACAAUAGAGAAAAUACCUAAAGCAGUGAGCAGCAUAUAUUGUGAACUGGUGGGUGCUAAUCCAAGCAACCGCCCCAACCCAGCUGACGUGAUUACACGUGGCAGGAAAAACGGGGGAUUCUUCAAAAAUGAAUUGGUUGACGCCUUACUUUUCCUGGAAGAAAUCCAGAUAAAAGAUAGAAGUGAAAAGAACAGAUUUUUUAAUGCACUUACAUCUCAUCUGGAUCAUUUCCCUCCACAUGUCUGCCAGCAUAAGAUACUGCCUCAGCUGAUUACUGCGUUUGAGUACGGUGAUGCUGGAGCUGCUGUGCUGGCUCCUAUGUUCAAGUUGGGUAGGUUGCUGAAUGAAGCAGAAUACCAGAAGAAAAUAGUGCCUUGUGUGGUAAAGCUUUUUAUUUCAAAUGACCGAGCAACUCGGAGCAGGUUACUUCAGCAACUGGAGCACUUUAUUGAUCACCUCCAGUCUACUACUGUGAAUGAUCAAAUCUUUCCUCAAAUAGCAAAUGGAUUUAUGGAUACUAAUCCAACCAUUCGAGAGCAGACAGUCAAGUCUGUGAUCCAUUUGGCUCCCAAGCUCAAUUACAACAACUUGAAUGUUGAGGUUUUAAGACAUUUCUCAAGGCUACAAUCCAAAGACGAUCAGGGAGGAAUUAGAACAAACACCACAGUAUGCUUAGGGAAGAUAGCUCAACACUUACAUCCACAGAUUCGGCAGAAGGUUCUUAUAUCUGCGUUUAUAAGAGCCAUGAGAGAUCCGUUCCCUCCUGCUAGAAGUGCUGGUGUAUUGGCCUUGGCUGCUACUCAGCAAUACUUCUUGUUGUCUGAAGUAGCCACUAGGAUACUACCUGCUUUGUGCCAUCUCACCACUGAUACUGAGAAGACUGUGCGUGACAAUGUCUUUCGUACUAUCAAAGGAUUCCUCGGUAAAUUGGAAAAAGUUUCAGAGGAUCCAAAUCUCCGUGAAUCCAUGGAGGCUGACGUCCAUGCCGCUACUCCUAGUCUGUCCAAUGCUGCAGCUACCUGGGCUGGAUGGGCCGUCACAGCUGUCACAGCUAAGUUCUACAGAAGUCAGUCUGACACUGUCAAGUCUAGUCCACAUUCCACCAAGCUGCUGAACAAACCAGCCUCUUUAGAGCAGCCAAGCAGCAGCAGUAUAUCAACAACAACGUCGAGUGUUACUUCUAUGACGUCCCUGGAGCAGGAGGUUAGCAAGGGAGGAGAGAGUGUGUCUGACUACGAGGAACACUGGGACACUGACAACUGGGGAGACAUGGAGGCUGGCAAGUCGGGGGGAAGCCACUCUGAAGUGCGAGGCACUGAUGGCUGGGAUACUGAGGAGUGGGGUAGUCUAGAAGAAGAACCAGAAGUUGAAGAGAGUGAAGACACAUGGGACUCAGUUGUGUUUGGUGCAAGCAACAUCAGCCUUGGAGACAAACUGUCACCUGAUGGGGCUUUUCCACCUUCACGUCAAACUAAGGCUGAACCCGGACCAGGCAUUUUAUCUGAAGAGAACCGUCUUAAGAGAGAGGAGAAAAAGCUUCAAAGACAAAAAGAGUUGGAGGCCCGGAGAGCUCAGAGACAGUCAGCUGGUCCCAUGAAACUUGGGUCCAAAAAACACAAUGUAUUACCAGAAGAUAUGUUGCUUCAAUAAACAUGUGACCUUGGCAUUCUGUACAGAUACUUUUAAUUUUGUAAAUUUAACAAAUCAGCUUUGCAAUCUCAGAAGUUAAUACACAAUAAUUUUAAGUCCAGUUGUAGAUCGUGUAGAUCGUUUUACAGUCAAUCCAAGAUUAUCACUGUCAUUAACUGGACUAAAUGUAUUCACUUUUAUUUUUAUUUUGACUUAAGCUUUUAACAUAUAAUUUUAACGAAUUUCCCUGUAGGAAAUACGCCGGGACCGAUAUACUUUUUCAUUUUGACGUCUCCAGAGACCAUAAACACAAUUUGUUCAAAUUUUAUAUGUAUACGUCCGUGAACGCGAUAACUUGAGUAAUUUUUGUCUAAUUUUGAUGAAAUUUGGUUUGAAGGAGUAAGGCAAGAUAAACUUGAAUGAGUUCGCUAACCAGUAUGAUCUGACCAUGGGAACCAGGUUUUACCCCGGUUUUUUGGGGUUAAAAUUAGUUUUUCUGAUUUUUGACCCUCAAAUUGAAUUUCUCUCUAGACCAAAAAAAAACAAUUUAGUACCUUGAAGUUUUUUUGUACGGUUAUUGGUUACGGAGAAAAUUUAAAAAAUUUUAAAUUUAAAAUUCCCAUUUUAUUGUUAUAGAGAAUAUUGUAAAAUGUUAUAUACUAUAUAUAUAUAACAUAUACUAAAAAACUAACUUUAUUAUCCUCCCUGUAGCAGCAAACCUAGGUACUCGUUAAACCUAAUGUUAUUUAAAUAGAUUUAAUUUAAAAUCAAUUCAGGCAAAUGGAAAUUUGCUUAGUCUGCAGGUUUGCUGCGGCGGUGGUAUUUUAUUUUAACCUAGAUAUUCCUACAAAUACAAACACCAAUAAUAUUUUGUAAUUGUCAGUGUACUGCAUGCGUGUGACAUAAACUUAUUGUCAACCUAAUAGCUUAACAUUGCUUAAAAUUUGAAACGCCGAUUCUCACUAAGCGGAGGUUUCUCCCAGGUUCCACAAUAAUGUACAACAUGUAAAUAAAAAGGUCCAUUUUAUAAUCAAACAUUUAUACAAUACAUACAGAUAUAUUUUAAACACAAAUAUAAUUAUAAUAAAGAAGAUUCUAAUUUUGGGAAUAUAAGGUAUAAAUUAGCUAUUGUGAACCCGGAGGAAACCUAUGCUUAGCUUCCGAUGGAGGGUUUAGGUGUGUAUUUGGCUCAAUUUAGCUGUAUUUGUAGGAGUUAUUACUGUGGCCAAAUAUUUAUAGGGUAUCUUUUUAUUUUAAGGCAACAAAAAGCCUGUUUAUGUUGGUAGUGUGAAUAUAUAUAAAAAAUAUUAUCAACUGACAAUAUGACAUGUCCCACCUGGGGUAUAUUUUACAAAUAAACAUCAGUUCCCAGGUUAUUAACUACUCGUAUUUGGUGCUGGAAAACCAAGAACCCAUAGAGGUCAAGAUAUCAGAGUACAAAAUGGAGAUGGGAAAUUGAGCUUGUGUUAGGAGGCCAAGAUCUACAAGAUUGUAGUGAUUUAAGCGUUUCUGCUGGUGUCGCUCUUGCCACGACGCUCCUGUUGCCCAAGUGUAGGAAGGAGCUUUACUUGCAUAAACAUCAACUUUUUUGCUGUAUGGAACUGGAAAGGAUAAAAUAUGUUGUAGUUCACAAUGUAUUUCUUUCCCUUCAGUAGCAUCAGUAUCGGUAUAAAUAGUCUGCAAGAACCAAAAUACUGGAUUUAAUGAUUGUAUUAGUGUUAACUUAAGCUAUUGCCGUAGGUCUCAUGGUAAGAUCUGGACCGAUUAACUUUUUCAUUUCAAUGUUCCCAGAGCCCAAAACCACUGUUUUUGUUUUAUUUUUUCUGGGGAAUUUACUUAUGUGUGUCGGUUGGCACGAUAACUCGAGCAAAAAUCCUCUGAUGAAAUGUUGUAAAUGCAUGUAAACCUACGUUUCUUCUAUGGAGUUUGUGAACCAUCAUGAUUGAAUUAUGGGAACAGGGGUUUUAUAAUUAGGGGUUUUAUACAGUAAAAAUAGGUUUUCCCCAUUUUCAAACCUAAAAAUCAUGUAAAAUACAGUAGGACCUUAAUAUCUCGAAUGUGAAGGGGGUAUUAUAAAAAAUUGAGUUAUCAAAUUUUUCAUAAAGAUUAGAGUUAUUAAGGGGUUAAAUGUUUAAAACCUUCGACUUAUAAAGGUACUUUUAACAUUAUAGUUCAUGGGGAUUUCAAGGGGGGGAAAAUUCAAGAUAUCAAGGAAUUCGAGACAUCCAAGGUUCGAGUAAUUGAGGUUCUACUGUAUUGUAUUUUCUUUCCAAACCAUUUUUAGAGCUUAAAAAACAAGUAAUUCAGUAUAUUGAAGCGUUGUUGUAGACUUAACCGUUACAGAUUUAUUUAUUUAUUUCAUACUAAGCUAUUAACAUUUCACUAAAAACACAAUUAGUGCUGUUAUCUAUACACUUUAACUUUCUUUUUAGGAGCAAGCGAGAUGAAGCAAAUUAGUUGAGCCAAAUACACAGUGGGCACAAAUUCUUCAGUUAAUUUUUUGGGUUGACUUUCAUAAGCAGGACUCCAAAAAAUCCAAUGAUAUAAUCGAUAUAUCGAAAAUUCAAUAUUUUUAUCUGGUAUUUUGGAGUCAUGCUUAUGAAAGUCUACCUGCAUGCUUUACUUUCAAGAAAAGUCAGUUACAUUCCUCUGUCACAAAAACUUCAAAAUCUGUUGUAGUUAAACAUUUUUUGUACUUAUUAAAUUCUUAGGAUAACCAACAGAUUUUACUUUCAAUUAAAUAUAAAACAACAUAUAUACUGAUAAAAAUAUUACCAAGUCAUGUGUACAUAAUUUAAUUUAUU